AUGAUUUCAACUAUUAUUAACUUUAUUAUCAACCCCUUAAUUAUAAUCAUUUUUAUCCUUUUAGCUGUUGCACUACUUACACUAGUUGAACGAAAAGUAUUAGGUUAUAUGCAACUACGCAAAGGACCUAACAUCGUUGGACCCUACGGGCUUCUUCAACCUAUUGCAGAUGGUUUAAAACUUUUUAUAAAAGAACCUAUUCGACCAUCAACAUCCUCCCCCGUACUAUUUUUACUUGCUCCUAUAAUAGCACUCACACUUGCCCUUACCCUAUGAACCCCAAUACCCCUCCCCCUCCCCCUCGCGGACCUAAACCUAGGUAUCCUUUUUAUUCUUGCAUUAUCAAGCCUAGCAGUAUACUCUAUUUUAGCUUCAGGAUGGGCUUCAAAUUCUAAAUACGCCUUAAUCGGAGCCUUACGGGCAGUCGCCCAAACUAUUUCUUACGAAGUAAGCCUAGGCCUUAUCUUACUUAAUGCAAUUAUUUUUACAGGAGGAUUUACCCUUCAGACAUUUAGUACUGCUCAAGAGACCACAUGACUUAUUUUUCCAGCAUGACCUCUUGCUGCUAUAUGAUACAUUUCAACACUAGCAGAAACAAACCGGGCCCCUUUUGAUUUAACAGAAGGAGAAUCCGAAUUAGUCUCAGGAUUUAAUGUAGAAUACGCUGGAGGACCCUUUGCCCUAUUUUUUCUUGCCGAAUACGCUAACAUUCUCCUUAUAAACACGCUGUCUGCGACACUAUUUCUAGGAACAUCAGUCUAUUUUUCUUCUCCAGAACUAACCACUACAAGCUUAAUAAUUAAAGCUACACUGCUAUCUGUCCUAUUUUUAUGAGUACGAGCCUCCUAUCCACGAUUUCGGUAUGAUCAAUUGAUACACCUAAUCUGAAAAAGCUUUCUACCUCUUACAUUAGCUUUGGUUAUCUGACACCUAGCCCUUCCUAUUUCUCUAUUAGGCUUACCCCCCCAAAUGUAA
Cololabis saira (Pacific saury) is the source of this 975-nucleotide messenger RNA. The record is from the annotation of a RefSeq genome assembly. NCBI's taxonomy places the organism in Eukaryota, Metazoa, Chordata, Actinopteri, Beloniformes, Belonidae.